This is a messenger RNA of Paecilomyces variotii, 1961 nucleotides long. RefSeq names its product myosin-crossreactive antigen. Gene Ontology annotation, biological process: fatty acid metabolic process. The transcript is spliced from 2 exons. Gene Ontology annotation, molecular function: FAD binding; oleate hydratase activity. The record is from RefSeq and is a predicted model, not a curated record. Lineage: Eukaryota; Fungi; Ascomycota; Eurotiomycetes; Eurotiales; Thermoascaceae. Bases 107 to 1714 code for a protein of 535 amino acids.
AAGAGGAGAGAGUCGAACAACGUCUCUUCUGCCGAUUUAGCAGAUGAGUUGUUACUUCAUAUACUCUAUAAACAAACAAUUUUGAUCAAAGCAAGGAUACCCCAGCAUGAGCGACCGUCCAAAUCGAUUACAGGCUAGACGUCAGGAUGGAGAGCCAAUUGACAUCUGGAUCAUCGGCGGUGGAGUUGCGUCCCUAGCUGCUGCGGUUUUUCUGAUCAAGGACGCCAAUGUUCUCCCGACUCAUAUACACAUCUUCGAUGUCCAUCCCGCCCUGGGAGGCGGCCUUACGAGAUACGGUGACCCCGAGAAGGGGUAUGUGCUCCAUCCGGGGCAGACUAUCUCCUACCACGACAGCUGCGUUGAGAAGCUCCUCUUGCAGGUCCCGUCGACUCAUCCAGGACCGACGCCAUGGGAUAAACAGUUGGUCCAAAAGGGAGAGGACAGACGGCACGCGCGUCGUUUGACUCGUGCCAUCGCCGUAGGUCCGUCAGGUCCUGAGAGAUUGGACUCACAGAGACUUGGCCUCAACCUCCAAGACAGACUCGGCCUCAUCCGGAUCAUGCUGGAAAACGAGCAAGCUCUCAGCGGGAAGCGGAUCUGGGAGCUUUUCGAUGGAGACUUCUUUAACACCAAGUUCUGGAUGAUCUGGUCGACGACAUUCACUUUUACGCCUCAUCAUAGUGCAGUUGAAUUCCGACGUUAUCUUCGCAAGUAUCUCCACGAUCUUGGAAAUGGUGGAAAGUUGAGCGGACCAGACGAGAUCCGCAACUCACAAUACGAAUCGAUCAUACGGCCCGUCUCGAAAUAUCUCCAAGAAGAAGGCGUCGACUUCCGCCUCGGAGAACAGGUGGUCGAUGUCUUGACCUACCCGGAUAGCGACCCAACUACUGUCUCAGAAAUCAAGUUCCAGGGGGAAGAUGGAUCCGAAAAGAUGGUCACCCUGGACCCAUGCGACCUGGUCUUUGUGGCUCUGGGCUCGAUUGGCUCUGGCUCUGUCAUGGGAAAUAACGACGCUGCUCCUGGACAACCAUCUGUCAAAACCUCCGCAAACGAAUGGUCCCUGUGGGAUAAGCUUGCUGGAAGAUCGAUCAAGUUCGGCAAUCCAUCCAAUUUCUGUACUAACCCUGCCUAUUCAACAGUGGGAAAAUUUACCGUGACCUUAUAUGAUCCUGAAUUCUUUGAUCUGAUCGCGGAGACCACGGGACUGGCGCCAGGAUCUCAACCGGUCUUGUCAUUGCCUAGAAGCAACUGGGAUAUCAGCCUGAAUAUCCCACUACAGCCAGUAAUCAGUAGCCAGCCUGAUACGGUCAAGGUAUUCUCAGGAUGGGCUUUACACCCGGAAAAGAAUGGAAAUCAUAUCAAAAAGCCUAUGAUGCAGUGUUCAGGUGCCGAAGUGUUGCAGGAAAUACUCAAACACCUCAAUUUCCCCGACACUAUCCUCUCGCAUGCAGUAACGAUUCCCUGCAUCAGUCCACUUGCCACAUCGGCAUUGCUGCCCCGUUCUCACAACGAGCGCCCCGAAAUCAUUCCUCGUGAUACAACCAACCUCGCACUGUUGGGUCAAUUUGUGGAAAUCCCCGACGAACCAUCGCUGACGAUGGAAUACAGUGUCCAGAGCGCGCAGUUGGCCGUGGACCAUUUCAUGGGCGUGAAAAAGGAGAUUCGUAGGUCCUGGCGUAAUCACUUUGUGGAAAUGUUGGAUUUGCUUACUUGAGCCUUGAAUAUUGUUGUUGCCUUGGGUUGCGCGAGUUUGGCUUCAAUCCAGGUGGAAAGGCCCACUCUGCUCACAUGAAAGGGGACCAUGAUAUCAUAUUGUUCUUAAUGUCUACUACGGAGCUAUCAAUGUGUUUGCUAUGAUAUGAUAAGUAUGAAUGUUGUAACUAAUCGAAAACAAUGGGUUUUGCUUGCCGAUGAUGCCCUUCCUGGACAAGGUCAACAAAUUCCCCGGAAACCACUAGAAC